Molecule: messenger RNA, 723 nt
Organism: Helobdella robusta
Lineage: Eukaryota; Metazoa; Annelida; Clitellata; Rhynchobdellida; Glossiphoniidae
Exons: 2
Coding region: 1-723 (240 amino acids)
Biological process (GO): proteolysis
Molecular function (GO): cysteine-type endopeptidase activity
Source: RefSeq, a predicted model, not a curated record
AUGCCAUCACAAAGAAAAACAACGGCCCCUAGUCCCCAGCAGGCCUUAAAUGGUCAAGGGAUGCCAAGAAUCCCUGGGAAGUAUGCAAUAGCGGAGGGAUGCUUCAGAAAAAUUCAGAAUGGCCCCUCUAUGGUACUUAGACUUAGAACGCUCAAUGUUGGAUCACUGAUAGGCCACAGCAUGGAAAUCGCAGAAAUGCUCGAGCGUAGAAGGAUUGACAUCUGCUGCCUUCAGGAAACCCGAUGGAAAUCGAAUGGUGUCUGUCAUGUCAACUCAGACAAAGAAAAAUAUAAACUAUUUUGGAAUGGUCAAAAGACGGCCAAAAAUGUUGUUGGAAUUUUUGUCAGAGAACCGCUAGCCCAAGAAGUACUGGAUAUUAAAAGAAUUAAUUCACGUCUCAUGUGGAUCAAGCUUCGCAUAGAAAAGCAAACAAUGAUUUUUUCUGCAUGCGCACCACAGACAGGCGAAUCAGAAGAGAUGAAAAAUGACUUGAAUUUACAUGCACUUGAAACAACGAACAAAGUUGCACUGAUCAUAGGCAAUGCAUCGUAUCGAACUUAUGGUUAUCCGUUGCCAGCGGUGCGACCCGACAUGUUCCAUACAACGAAAUUGUUCGAAGAAAUGGGCUUCAAAGUCAUCUCGCUGCUCGACCUUACACUCAGUGAAAUGAAACGAGCUGUGGCUUGUUUCUGCAAUUUAUUAUCAGAAAACUCUUAUGGUUGA